Molecule: messenger RNA, 4277 nt
Organism: Chelonoidis abingdonii (Abingdon island giant tortoise)
Lineage: Eukaryota; Metazoa; Chordata; Testudines; Testudinidae
Gene: WDPCP
Product: WD repeat containing planar cell polarity effector
Biological process (GO): cilium organization; establishment of protein localization; nervous system development
Cellular component (GO): axonemal basal plate
Molecular function (GO): protein binding
Source: RefSeq, a predicted model, not a curated record
CGGGCCAGCCUCGCUGCCGCUUAGUGAGCUCGGCGCGCUGACAGUAGGUCGUGCCCAGUCUCUUUCCACCUCCCCAUCGGCCGCGGAGGCGCGCCCGCAGUAACUGUUGGGCACGUUCACCGCAGGGCCAACGAGGAACAGCUUCCUCAGUCUCCGCCAGGGGCGCUACAGCUCAAGAUUUUGCGCAUGCGCUACAGAAGACACGUGGUCCGUGUUUAUCUGUGCGCAUGCGCGAGACGAAGAGCCGGGAGGCCGGGAGACGGUGUGUUUGCAGUCUACGUUCCUGUUUCGGGCGAACCGGUGAGUGCGCGCAUGCGCAGCCAGAGAGGCGAACGGUUGCAUUAUGCAUUGAUCUGUUCGCACGCGCAAGUGAAACAGACGAGGUGACCUGGCACGGGUACGUGCGCAUGCGCACGCAGGUUGUUUCCUCGGUUGCCAAGGGACGAGAGCGGUGCGCGCUGUUGCUAGGAUCCGGAAGACGCUGCAGCAGUUGCGGCUCCGGUCUCGUCCCACUUCCUGCCGUUCCCCGUGAGGUGAACGGGAGCCUGGCCAGUCGACCCCCCUCUGGGCGCUCGGCGGGGUGGGCUGCCCGGACUAUGGGACGGUUGGGGCCCAGAGGCGGAGGCGGCAGCUACCUUCAGCCCUGGGGCUGUGGAGGAGGCUCUGUCUUCGCCGGACUGAUUUUCCAUCUGCCAUCAGAUGUCUUUCUGCCUGACUGAGAUGCACCUGUGGUCUUUGAAGAAUACCUUACAUAUUGGGGAUGAAGACAUUGGGAUCUAUCAGUACUAUGACAAGAAAGAACCAGUAUCACAAAUGAACCAUGGUUACUUAGAAGAGAAACAACAGCUUGUGGAAUCUCGAGAUUAUCCUUGGAUACUUAAAAACAAACGCCCAGAAAAACUGCGCGAUGCUCUCAAGGAGCUGGAGGAGCUGAUGCAAAACAGUCAGUGUGUGGUGAGCAAAUGGAAGAAUAAAUAUGUCUGUCAGCUCCUCUUUCAUUCAGGUGUACUGGUGUCCCUAAGCCUUUCUGGGCCACAGCUGGAGAAAGUGGUGAUUGACAGGACCCUGGCGGGGAAGCUCAUCUCCAACACCAUCAGUGAUGCUGUUCUUACAGACAGUUUCAUCAUCUUGUCAUUUUGGGAGCAAAACAAGCUUUGCUUCAUUCAGUUUACAAAGAAGACAGGUUCUCCUGAUAUAAACAAAAGACUGGAAAAACUCUCAUCCUUGGAUUUUAAGAUUUCUUAUAUUGAUAUACCUGGACCGGCAAGUAGAAGGAUAAAACGUCACCUGUCAAUAAAUUGUAUCCAAGAUAUGGUCAUUUGCUGGUGGUCACUGACUAAUGACGGAGCAUGGCCUUGGUCUCCUAUUUCCAGUGAGAGGGACAGAGCCAACUUAUUGUUAUUAGGCUGUGCACAUGGCAGACUAGAGGUUCUGAGUUACAUCCAUACAGAAUGGGAUCCACUUGAUGCUAGCUUUAGCACUAAUCAGCCUUAUCAGGUUCACACAGUGGAGCACUCCAUCAGCACAGACAAAGAGCCUAUGGCUGACAGCUGCAUCUAUGAGUGGGUUAGGAACAAAAUUCAGUGCAUGUCAGUCACCAGAAUACCACUAAGAUCCAGGGCCAUCAGUUGUUGCAGGAACAUUGCAGAAGACAAGCUGGUCCUGGGCUGUGAAGAUUCUUCAGUAAUUCUGUAUGACGCUCACCAGAGAGUGACUCAGUUAGUCCAGGCAGAACUAUUGCCUGCUUUAAUAAACUGCCACCCCAGUGGAGCCAUAUUUCUGGCUGGCAGCUCUCAAGGGGAGCUGCAGCUUUUUGACAUGGCAUUGUCCCCAAUUAAAAUACAGCUUUUGGCAGAAGACUGCUCACCUGAAGCAACUUUGCAAUUCAGUAAACGGUUUGAUGUGUCUAGCAGCCUCAUCCAGAUACAAUGGGCAGCUCCUCACACUGCGUCUGACAGCGACAACAGCUUGGAUGUUCAUGACCUUCUGUUAAUUCGGUUUGACAAAGGACCUUUAGGAGUACUUCAGUUUAAACUUGGUGUCAUCACAAGAGGACGGCUGGGCCCUGUGGAAAUCAUCCACCAGUAUGUUCGUUAUGAUGAAAUAUAUGAGGCGGUUAGUGUCCUGAGCAGCAUGAACUGGGACACUAUGGGUCAUCAGUGUUACAUAAGCAUGAGUGCCAUUGUAAAUCACCUUCUUAGACAAAAGCUGACGCCAGAGAGAGAAGCACAGCUUGAAGCAAGCCUUGGAACCUUUUAUGCUCCAACAAGACCCCUGUUGGAUAUGACUGUGUUGGAAUAUAGAGACCCAAUCAGCAGAUAUGCAAGAAGGUUCUUCCACCACCUGCUCAGGUAUCAGAGAUUUGAAAAGGCAUUUCUGCUCGCUGUUGACAUAGGUGCUCGUGACCUGUUUAUGGACAUCCAUUACCUUGCAGCAGAUAAGGGUGAAUUGGCACUAGCUGAAGUGGCAAAGAAGAAGGCUAACGACAUUGAUGCAGAAUCAAUAACUACUGGAGUUGCUCUUUUGGGGCCUUUAGACAAAGAGGAUUCUUCAGAUGAAGCUUUUGUCGCCCUAUCUCUAACAUCACAAGAGGAACAGACAUUUCAGGAUGCCCUCCCCGCCUCUGGCUCAAACUUCAGACACACAGCACAGAGCAGUUCUAACAGUUCUGCUACACGUAGACAAAGAGACAACAGAGAGAGUGUGCCUGAAAUAGGAAGCAAUGCUGCUUCUGUAAUGGAAAAACCCUUGUCCUGGAAUCCAGCAGCAAGUUCUGGGAAUUUUGGGGACAUUCACACAGAACAGGUAACACUAUUUUUUUUUUUGUCCAUUCUACUCUAUUUCACCCCUUGGUACAAAUAACAUCUUUCAUUCAAAAGCAGGACUCCGGUCAGUGGAAGUUCCACAUCCAUAGGGCUUGUGAAAUAGAGCCAGACCUUCAUGGUUUGAAUCCAGCCCAGAUCACCAGCGAUCAAAAUUUGUUGAUGUCUGAAUCUUGAUUUGGUGGAGAAAUGGGUCAUUAGUCUCAGUCCACAUCCAUCUCUCAGAAACAGCCACCACGUUUCCAACUAAUUGCCUCCUUUGCUGGAAGUUUCAGCAGCGAGACUAAUAGUUAAAGAGGCACAAAGACUUAAUUUGCCCUUCACUCGCUAGAAUGUAUUUGCUGUCCCGGGGUGGUGCCGUGUGCGUGGCGUGGGCUGCACUGUGGCAGAUCUCUGGCUAUGUGGAACUCGUCAGUCUCCGGUGCAGUCAGUCCAGGGUCUUUGAGGAGAAAUACGUUCGCCGCAGUUUUGUUUAGCAGCGAGGCAGUAACCACUGUCGUUAAGGUUGCAAACUAGUUUCCAUUCUAGCCCAUUUACAGUUGCUUGUAACUGUCUGAAACUCACCUUGGGGGAGGGUGGAAAUUUUCAAUGUAUGUCCUGUGUACAAAAAGGUGAUUUUUAAAAACCUGAGCAAAACCUGUCCAGCCUCCACCCCCCAAGGACAGUGAGAAAAUACACUUUGGUCCCAUCAGAAUAACAACCCGUGCCAAAUAGAACAACUCUCCAGGAACAACUCUCUGUCAGCCCAGGAUCCACACAGAGCAACCUGCUCCGGCCACACCCUCUCCAGCCCCAUCAUGCUCCAGUGCACCCUCUCGUGAUGGUGGGGAGGGGCGGUCCCAGAGCAGGCGGCACAUAAUGGACUGUGGUAGCUGUGCACCCCCAGGAGAUUCCCCUGCUCAGAGGGAACCUCCAGCUGCCUCUUUAAGCCAACCCUGCCCUCUCUGUGCUGGCCAUAAGCAUACAGUAUAAAGGAAUUGUGAACUUUUGCUGACAUACAUACAAUACCUAUGUUUACCGCUAACUUCUCUUAAUAGUUAAUAGCCCCUUUCCUGAAAUGUACCUUAAAAAAAAUCUCCUCUCUGCACGUGUAGCUAUGUUAGCUUUGUAGCUCGUACUACUGGCUGGAAAGAAUGUGCAUAGUCCAUGGGUCGCUUCCAAAAUUACUCAAAUUCCCUAGAGAGAAGGGAAGUUACUGUAUUAAAUUGUCUGGGUCAUUAACGAUAUGCUAAACCCCAUGACAAAUUAGCAUACCGGGAAAAAAAAAAUGUACAUGGGUCUCUAAGGUUGGAGAAAUAUUUUCUGAUCUUUAAUUACAUGAUCUCGUUUGAUUGUGAAGAGACUGUAUUGUAAUAUGCAGGGACCUGGGAGCAGCUAAAGCAUAGUUCUGCUCUGAAAAGUGACUGUUGAAAUGGUGGGACUUUGUGUUCAUUGUCUCUCGAUGACUCCAAAUCA